AUGACAGUCGGGAUCCCCGAUGACUGGUUCAGAGAUGGUGCAUGGACUCGGAUGAGUUCUAGAGAGCGGCAAGAAUGUUUCCCACUAUGGUUCGAAAGGCAAAAGCACAUCCGACGCAAAGUCGAUCUGCGUCUCUGCACCCUGGCCGGCCUGCUGUGUAGUUUGAAUUUGCUCGACUCGGGCAUCCUCGCUUCCGCAGCGGUCACCUCGAUGCCGGCGGAUCUGGGUCUGGACCAGGGCUCUCGAUUCUCAGUGGCCAUCUUCUCCUUCACCAUCGCCAGUGUCGUCUGUCAAAUACCAUGCACCCUUGCGGUGCGCUACUUUGGGCCUCGAGUCUGGUUCACUUUCACUACCGUGGUGUUUGGUCUCAUGAACCUACUGACUGCGUUUGCGCAGCAAUGGUGGCAUGUCAUUCUCCUUCGAGUGAUCCAGGGAAUGGCCAUCGCGGGCAUGUACCCCGGUCUAACUUAUCUCAUCAGCACUUGGUACCUACGUCGAGAGCAGCAGCUACGAUUCGCGAUUUUGCAGGCUGUGGAGGUCGUACUUCUUGCCUUGGGCAAUGUGCUGAAUUGGAGACUGGCUGGCCUCGAUGGGGUGCGGGGAUACGCUGGCUGGCGGUGGAUGUACUUGGUUCAAGGACCUAUCACUAUCGCGCUGGGGAUCAUCACCUAUUGGUGGAUGGUCGACUUUCCGGAGACCACCCAGCCGAGUAAGUGGUUCCUAAAUGCAGAUGACAGGAACAUUGCAGUGGCUCGCGUCAACGAUGAACGAGCGGACGCCUUUGUUGAGCCGUUCUCUUGGGAGAGGGCAAUGGAAUGUUUCAAAGAUACGAAGCUGUAUGGCUUUGCAUGCUUGUACUUUCUUCUGAACCUGGUUUCCACCGCCGUUUCAUACUUUUUGCCGACCAUUCUGGAGGAUGGCCUGGGCGUUGUCGGCCAAAAGGCGAUUCUGCUGUCAGUUCCGCCAUACCUCUGGGCCGCAGUAGCCGUUUUGAUCACCUCUCUCUGCGCCGACAAAAUCAACCUCCGUGGACCAUUCAUCUGUCUGAACGCGCUCUGCAUUGUGUUCGGUUUCGUGAUGCUCUAUGGCGCCCCUGCCAUUCCAGUAGGGGCUCGAUAUGCCGGCAUGGGGAUCGCGACAGGCGGAUAUGUGUCGAACUGGGCAGCGCUGAACGCUUAUCAAGCCAACAACGUCAUUGGCCAGUGGAAACGUGCGAUCACUGCCGCGACGGUGGCCAUGUUCGAAGGCAUGGGAAGUGUGGCAGGCAGCUUUAUUGUUCGGCAGUCAGAGGCACCAAAGUAUCCGACUGCGUUUGGAGUGGCGCUUGGGUCUCAAAUUCUCAUUGUGAUGAUGGUGAUUUUGUUCUCGAUUUAUUUCAGACGGAUGAACAAGUUGGCAGACAGGGGUCAGUGGAUAAUGAACGUCGCCGAUUUCCGAUACACAACUUAA
Penicillium oxalicum is the source of this 1449-nucleotide messenger RNA. Its product is annotated as putative MFS transporter. NCBI's taxonomy places the organism in Eukaryota, Fungi, Ascomycota, Eurotiomycetes, Eurotiales, Aspergillaceae. Gene Ontology annotation, biological process: transmembrane transport. Gene Ontology annotation, molecular function: transmembrane transporter activity. The record is from RefSeq and is a predicted model, not a curated record. The transcript has 4 exons. The coding region runs from base 1 to 1449 and encodes 482 amino acids. Gene Ontology annotation, cellular component: membrane.